AUGGCGGCGGCGGCGGCGCCGGAAGCUUGGCAGGCGGCGUCUCCGCGGAGAAGGCGCUCAGCGGCGCGGCGUCCGCGGCGGAGGGAGGCGGCGGCGGCGGCGGCCAGGGCCCCGGGAGCCGAGCCCGAGGUGGACGGCGGAGUCGUGCUUCGUCGCAUCGAGGAGGCCAGGGAGGACCUGCUUAUCUCUGAUUUCUGGAGUUCAGCACUAGAAACCAUCAACAGGUGUCUUAGGAAACAUCUGGAACAGCUGAAGGCCCCUUCAGAGCCUCUUUCGGAAGCCCUUGGAGACCUGCACCUCGACUCACCACCGGAUGAGUCAGAUGUGGCCCCUGGUUCCGUCCCAAAAGAGACCCCGGUCACAGGAACCUGCCAUUUGAAGUGUGUGUGUUACGGCAUUGGGAACUUUGCUACCUGCGUCAUAGCUAGAAACCAGCUAGCGUUUUUGCUUCUCUUUCUGGAAAAGCACCAGAUUCCCAGAAGUCACUGCUGGGUGUACGACCCUCUGUUUAGCCAACUGGAAAUUGCAGUUCUUAACACCCUUGGUGUGGUGGUUCUCGGUGAGAACGAGGAAGGAAAACGGAGCGUGCACAGUGAGCCCACCGUCUUCUACAUGCUCCACUGUGGGACGGCGCUCUACAACAACCUUCUGUGGCGAAACUGGUCCGUAGACGCCCUCUCCAAGAUGGUCAUCAUCGGGAACAGUUUCAGGGGACUCGAGGAAAGGCUGUUGACAAGGAUUCUGCAGGAAAAUUAUCCAUAUGUUGCACAGAUUUUGAAAGGACAGGAGGAGCUGGCGUUCCCUCAGACCUCACAGUACACAGACGUAUUUAAUGACACCUCUGUCCACUGGUUUCCUGUGCAAAAGCUAACACAACUCUCCACGGACAUUUGGGCCUUUCGGGAAGAACCAGAUUACCAGGACUGUGAGGAUCUCGAAAUCAUCAGGAACAAGACAGGAGACCCUUCAGCCACUGACUUGAGCUCGCUGUGA
This is a messenger RNA of Hippopotamus amphibius kiboko, 993 nucleotides long. RefSeq names its product SRR1 domain containing (gene SRRD). Gene Ontology annotation, biological process: microtubule-based process. The record is from RefSeq and is a predicted model, not a curated record. The coding region runs from base 1 to 993 and encodes 330 amino acids. The transcript is spliced from 7 exons. NCBI's taxonomy places the organism in Eukaryota, Metazoa, Chordata, Mammalia, Artiodactyla, Hippopotamidae. Gene Ontology annotation, cellular component: nucleus; cytoplasm.